This is a messenger RNA of Soboliphyme baturini, 960 nucleotides long. The record is from the annotation of a GenBank genome assembly. NCBI's taxonomy places the organism in Eukaryota, Metazoa, Nematoda, Enoplea, Dioctophymatida, Soboliphymatidae.
CAGUCAGUCAGUCAGUCAGUCAGUUUAUCGCUCUAUGCCAUCAGCCUCACAGGAUUAUUCAGCGUUGACACACCCCUACUGCAUCUACUCCUUUUCUCGUCGCUGAUCUCUGCCGUCGAUCCGAUCGCCGUCUUAGUGGUCUUCGAAGAGGUCAGAGUUAACCAGAUCCUGUACAUUACCGUUUUUGGCGAAUCAUUAUUAAAUGACGCCGUUACUGUGGUAUUGUAUAACGUGUUCAAUGCUUUUGCACAAAUUGGCAGUAGCAACAUUCUUCCGGUGGACAUUAUAUCAGGAUUUGUGUCAUUCUUCGUCGUUGGACUUGGUGGAGUGGUUAUUGGAUUGAUAUGGUCGGUGAUAACAAGCUUUACUACAAGAUACACUCAGCAUGUGCAGGUAUUAGAACCACUGAUAAUUUUUGCCAUGGCUUAUGCUUCAUACCUCACGGCUGAAAUGGUACAUUUGUCCGGUAUUCUAGCAAUCGUCUUCUGUGGCAUUACCAUGAAGCAAUACAUCAUUGGAAACGUCUCUAAGAAUUCACAGACCACAAUACGAUACGCGUUAAAGAUGCUCAGCUCAAGCUGCGAAACAGUGAUCUUCAUGUUCUUGGGCCUAUCGACGGUCAGUGCGGAGCACAUGUGGGACACCGCAUUCGUCAGCCUGACAAUCUUUUUCUGCCUGGUCUAUCGGACAAUAGGAGUGGUGCUGCAGACAUUUUUCAUCAACAAGCUGCGUCUCAUUAAAUUGAAUACUAUCGAUCAAUUUAUUCUCGCUUACGGAGGCCUACGUGGGGCCAUCGCCUAUGUGUUCGUCACCACUACCAUAGUCGUCAUCUACUUCACUGUGUUUUUUCAGGUAUCGUCUACUGUAGUUGUGUGUCAACAUUUUUCCACAGAAAAUGUUUCGAUUUGUGACCGUGACAGGAACGUAAAGUUUAUAAAGUUGAUCGAGCCACUUUGUUAG